Messenger RNA from Plutella xylostella (diamondback moth), 4012 nucleotides. It is a transcript of the gene Cnb, whose product is annotated as centriole duplication and spindle assembly protein centrobin. Gene Ontology annotation, biological process: centrosome separation; centriole replication; mitotic cytokinetic process. Gene Ontology annotation, cellular component: centrosome; centriole. The record is from RefSeq and is a predicted model, not a curated record. Lineage: Eukaryota; Metazoa; Arthropoda; Insecta; Lepidoptera; Plutellidae.
GUAACGUUCUUGGUUGUUUGUUGUUGUGUUGUUUUGUAGAGUAAACUGUUUGAAUAAUUUUUGUUCCGUUUAUUACAUAUUGAGCAAAAUUCCAGUGAACACCUAGAAAAUACGAAGUCAAAUUUAUCAUGGCUGAGAACACAAAUGCGGACCGAAGAAAACCGCUGUCAUGAGUGAAACGGACGAUACCGAUGUUUUGCUGUUGAUACCGCCAAAUUUCUUUUUAGUUCCAAGCUCUGGUUCCGAAGACUCGCUACUGGAAUCAUCAAGAACUGUCGUGCAUAAACCACAGUCGUGCACUGCACAAGUUAUUGGAAAGUUGGUGAAUCAAGUUUAUAGUUUGGAAAACAGGUUAGAAAGUUUGGAGUUGAGUACCGCUAGUGACUCUGUGUCGAGCCUCGGGCCGCACUCUCGCCUCAGGACUCUACACCUGUCCGAAAGCUUCGACAGCUCGGACAGAAAAUACUCCACAUUCCCGCGCAGGCGAAGACGGAAGAAUUUAACUAAACACAGGAAGCAGGAUACUUCCUUUACAAGCCUCGAAUCAGUUAGCACUUACGGUAAACAUAUUCCACCAUUGAAAUUUGAAUGCAUAGAAUCAGCCAAACUUCAAGACAGCACAGUAGAUGAAUCACCAAGCAUGGAUGGGGAUUUAAGCAGCAUAGUAUCCACCCCCAACAAAAACAAUGACAAGUUGCUACUGCAUGAAAUAGAUGAGUUUUUAACUAAAGUAGACACAUAUGAAAGUCCUGAUUCUAAGUUGAAGAAGUCAGAAUCUCAUUACAGCCCAGAGAAUGUAAUUAAAGCUGCCGGAGACUACCUCACGCAACAGUUGGAUGCACAAAAUAAUUAUGAGGAAGUUACACUGCCAAGUGGUCGAGUUGUGCCAUCAAGUGUGCUUGAUAAAUAUAUCUAUCUAGUUAAAAAUAAUGCAAUAAGUUCUACCCAGGUUGAUAGGCCUGCUGCAGGCAACCAUAUAUUGCAUGCAAGUGAUACUAAUGUAAUAAAAUCUGAAUCAAAUUCCAAGCCAUGUUAUGAAACAACCAAAAGCUCAGUAGAGUCCAAGUCCCCAAGUGCCCGUAAGCUCACAUUUCCAGACACCCAUAAGGAUGUGCAGCCGACCUCCACCCCAAAAAGGCCUCAAGCUACUAUAAAUUAUCUAGACACCUUCAGGCCAUCCUCCAACAAAAUCUAUGACAGAGCAUCAAAGGUUUUGGAACAGUAUAAAGCUCAGAGUAUGAACAGCCAGACUACCCAGAAUGCCUCUGCCAACACCAGCUAUGCUCUAUCACCUAAAAAAGAAGAGUUCAAAGUGCCAAAAAGACCUAGCAAUGUUGAGAGACAUUACAACUAUGAGAACCAGAGAUCAUUUGACCCUUACAAGCCAAUAGAGAUGAGGGAAGGACCAAAGCUGGGCAUGAUGCAGAGUAAAUUCCUGGACACUAUAGACACAGACUUGCUCAGUUUGACAGACCUGUGGGGGGAGAAGAAAAAUGGAGGGGGCAGAGUAGAUUCAGACAAACUGGAAGAAGAGAGACUAAAAAGAGAGCACUGUGAAGCCCUAAUCCAAGAGCUACAGAAGAAACUGUUGGACCAGCAAGAACGCCUAGCAGUGGCAAUCAAGGUGGACCGAUCAAAAGAUGCCGCCAUCUCAAAGCUGAAGGAAGCGUGGCUCCGACUGACCACCGGCCUCGACCGAGCCGAGGAGCGACACAGGUCUGCUCUGGACAAGAUGAAUAGAGAAGUAGAGAACUUCAAAGUAGUUGCUGAUGAAUCUCAAAAGAAAACUAACCAUUUUGAAGCUGAAUUGUACAAAGCGUUAGAUCUUGCACAUGACUACCAGGAGAAGUGCAAACACCUAGCAAAAGAGAAAGAACAGCUUCAGGAAAAUAUGGAAAAAGCUUUAGCUGGUAAAGACGAGGUUAUUGAUGGCAAGUCAAAAGAAAUUGAGGUUCUGAAAGAGAACUAUGAAGCUGUUAUGAGACUAAAUAAGCAGUCAACUGAAUGUGUUAAGAAUGUGGACGAAGCCUUGGAAAAGGAAAAGCAUGAACAUGAAGCGACGAAAAACAAAAUGGCGGAAUUAUCCAGAAAAUUCCAGACGACUCAGGACGAGACGGAGCUAGUGAGGCAAGAGCGGGACCUGGUGAGAGAGAAGGUGAAUGAGGAGCGAGCGAGAGGGAACAUACUGGAGCGCCAACUCGCUGACAAGCAGAACUUGUGCAGUGAGCUUAUGAAGAAAUCUGACAUGCAAGAUACAGAGAUCAAGUCUCUGCGCAGACAGCUGGAGACUCAAAAGAAUGACCUCAAAAGCUACUACCAGAAGCAGCUCGAAGACGCGGUGCUGGCCAAGCUGCAGGAGUUUCAGGUGCAGCUAGACAGUGCGGAGCGCGACCUGGCGGGCGAGAGCCGCAGCAAGGAGGACGCCAUCGUGCACACCUUCAACAAGCAGAUGGAACGCAUUGAGGAACAGCACAAAUUAGAGAUAAACGUUUUGGAAGAGAAGCACAAGGAAGAGAUAAAACUGUACAGACUGCAACUGGCACAAGCUAGCGAGAAGAUCAGUUUGUUGGAGUCAAAGCUGGACUCCUACCGGCGGCGGCGCGGGCAGAUCGCCAACGAGCUGCACAGUGUAAUGGAGUCACAGUGGCGACAGGCACUACGCAUACUCACGCACGCCUCCACCGCCGACCUCACUAGGAACGACACUGUGUCAACCCCGGACUGCCGAGACUACCCUCCACCGCUACAGAUGUCGUCACUGUCACAGUCAUCAGGACGUGAGCCAGUUGGCAGGGACGCGGGGGGGAGGGUGGCAGGGGGAAGGGACGCGAGAGCCGCGGCCAGGAGAGACCUGUUCGAGGGACUCAGUGAUAAUGAGCUGCAGCAGUAUGUUAAAAUGCUCCUGACGAAGCCAGCCUCGUUUGACGCGAGCAGCGAGACACAGAAAGAUCUAGACUCCUCACAGAAGGAUGUAAACGAAGAACCGACAAGUGAUCGACCCGACAAAGAUAGGAGAGAGAAAAGUAGACGGACUCUGAGUCUGAGUAAACCUCCUUGGAAGUCCUAGUGUCGAAUUGUGAAGCAAUAGUUAUUUAUUUCGCGCCUGCUUUUAAUUAAUGAUACAUGACAAUAGGUAAAAAACACCCUUCUGUGUGGUAUUUUAUGUUUUGACAUCACAGAUUUUAGAUUAUAUUGUCAAUUAAUUGAUUUUGAAUGUUUUAGCAACGUAGAUAAUGCUAGUGCAGUCAGUUAGGUUAUAAGUAAAUAUUUUUUUAUGCAAUAUAAGUAGAUAUACAUAUUUCCGAUUGUAGUAUAAAUGAACUGAUAGGAUUAAGUAUUCAAUUGUAUUUUUAUAACAUCCACAAUAAUAAAUGUGUGUGUGCGUUGAUGAUGGAAUAUUGUAUAUUUUUUAUGUACCUUAUAUAUAAACAUUGACCAAGUUAAAAUAUUUGUAUAACUAAGGGCAUUUCAGUAGAAGUUUAAAUAUUCCCAAUUUAUUUACAGAUUACAUACAAUACAAUACAUACUGAUACAUUCCAAGUUUAUAGUAAAAAUAGGUUUCAAUGUCUUUGGGAUAACAAUGAAUUCUUUUAGAUUCUCAAACAAAAAUUCUUUAUAAAAAAUAAUCUGUGAUACAUAAAACGCUCCCUACUACGGUAGGUAUAUGAAAGGCAGUUUACUGCUUUUACAAUAACUGAAACUUUCCAAUCUUUUUAUAUUCACCAAUGUUUAAACUAUAGACAUACGAUCAGGGGCCCUGUCCCAUUUCGAACGGGAACGGUAAAGGAAAACCCGAGAUACAGGUCAUAGGCCCUCUUAUGAAAUACAACUUGUUUUUAUUCAAUUUAGAAUCUACAAUCAGUCUCCAGACUUGUCAGAUUUGUGCAGAUUUUUAGACUUUUAUUAGAUUACGGCACACGUCGAUUGUGAGUUGUUGUGCUUUACAACACUCGGUAUUCAGAUUUGUAUUUUUACAAUAUUUAAAUAUCUUUAUUUUUUAAUAUAAAAUACU